AUGGGGAAAGGUGGCAAUCGACGACCGAAAGUUCCGGAGUGUGACUUAGAGCAUCUGCAAGAUGUCUUGGCCGACAUCGUGAAGGCCGAGUGCGGCUUGCACUUCAAGGGCUACCUGGGUGUGCUCAAGAGCCAGGCCAUCCUAGGGGCCGACCUUGUGGAGCAUGCCCAUAUGAUCAAGAAGUUGUCGGAAGUUCAGCCUACACUUCUGUUUCGCUACGGAGAUCUCAAGAUGAUCUUCGGUCGCAUUUGCAAUUCGUUCCCUGCCGUCAGGAACCAGUUUGCGGUGCACCAACAGGGGCAAGCACCCAACAAGUUGUCCGAGGCCUUGAUGACCUUGUGCACGCACACCCGCCGGCUGAAGGAUCCAGUUCGUUUUCGGGAAGCAAGUUCCUCCUUGCUUGACUGGCAAGUCCUGAAGCUUGAGGAGCUCCGGACUUUGGUGCGGGACAAUGUCGAGGACAAGCCCAGCAGCCCUAACAAGCAGAAGCCGAGCACCCCCAAGAAGACGAACAAGCAGCCAAGCACGCCCGAGAAGAAGAACAAGCAGAAGCCAAGCACGCCCGACAAGAAGAAGAAGAAGAAGCAGAAGCCAAGCACCCCCGUGAAGAUCUUGCCCGAGCACAGUGACGAAGAGAGCAUUGACACGCAGUGCUGCCUGGAGAUGGACAUCCCUGCUACCCAAGAGACCGACGGAAGUGACAUCAAUGCAAGCGACCUCCAGCAGGAAGCCGAUGCUUUGUCGCCAGUUCCUGCUCGGAAGAAGAACCUCAAGAAGCGCCUCCCCGCCAAGAGCAUGAAGGCCAUGAAGGUCAUGAAGGCCGUGAAGGUGACGAAGACAAUGAAAGCGAUGAAGGUUUGCAGGAAGCCAGCAGCCGCUCUGAAGCAGUGCUACAAGGACGAGGAGUUGUUUCUGAUGCCGUACGAGAAGCAUCCGAACAAGCCGGUGGCAAUCAGGGUCAGGGGGGGCAGACAGCUCCUGCAAGUUUCCGCUUUUCGCAGUGUGAAAGAGAACUCGAAGCAUGCUGCACGUCUUAUGAAGAAACUCAAGGGCGGCUGUACCUUGAAGGAGGUGCUGGAAAUGAAAAAGAAUCUCUGA
Molecule: messenger RNA, 1098 nt
Organism: Symbiodinium sp. CCMP2592
Lineage: Eukaryota; Dinophyceae; Suessiales; Symbiodiniaceae
Source: the annotation of a GenBank genome assembly